Cyclocybe aegerita is the source of this 570-nucleotide messenger RNA. Lineage: Eukaryota; Fungi; Basidiomycota; Agaricomycetes; Agaricales; Hemipholiotaceae. The record is from the annotation of a GenBank genome assembly.
AUGGCGAAUAAAAACGCUCAGGACGCCCCCGUCUUCCUUCCAAACCUAGUUCCACACUUAUUCGCCCCUCGCAAAACUCGUCGCCGCCCCCAUCCCCAACAACAACGUCCUUCUCCUACGAAGAUGUCGAACGUCCAAAAAGAUCACGACUCUCGCAGCGGAGCCUCAGACAGUCCUAUGUCCAUUUAUCAUCCAUCUAAGUCCCAGGAGACGGGCAAGAGCGGCAGUAAGGGAUAUCCCCUCCUUUCCAGAGUUAUCCCCUCUGACAUGUUGUUAUCCGUUAUCCUAGCCCGCACACCCGAUUCCGAGGCGACCGACUCCUUCUCCCAUGAGGCGUUCUUACGUGCGGAAUUGGAUGCUCACUUCUCGAAUGCGAGGGAAGAAAUUUGGAGUAUGAUGCUCGAGGAGAGAGCAGUAUUAGCUAAGGAGAGAGCAGAGACGCAAGCGAUGUUGGUAUGCGAGCUGGAUAAGUUUUCAUCUCGCAUGCUUGAGAGGAUGAUAACUCUUGUCGCCAUGGAGCGGGCCGAGGCCCGGGCUGCAGAGAGGCAUGAGAAGGAGUCAGGGGCAUAG